This is a messenger RNA of Corylus avellana, 1476 nucleotides long. The record is from RefSeq and is a predicted model, not a curated record. Lineage: Eukaryota; Viridiplantae; Streptophyta; Magnoliopsida; Fagales; Betulaceae.
AUGGAGUUGAAUUUUGUGUGGUUGAUUGUUGCAACUUUCUUGUGUGGAUGGGCUUUUGUAUUUUGGUUUCUCAAGAGAGUAAACGAGUGGUAUUAUGUUGGCAGGGUGGGAAAAAUGGCAUACCCAGCUCUCCCACCAGGUGAUAUGGGAUGGCCUUUUCUUGGGAACAUGUUGUCUGUCAUGAAAUGUCUAAGAGCUGGUGACCCUAACUCUUUCAUCUAUAACCUUGUCUCCAGAUACGGGAAGACAGGCAUCUACAAAACCCACCUGUUAGGGAGCCCAACAAUCAUCGUUUGCACGCCGGAAUUAUGUCGGCGUGUCUUAACAAAUGACGAACAUUUCAAACAUGGUUAUCCUAAAUCCACCCAUAUUUUAGCCGGGAUAAAAGGCUUACAAGAUACUUCAAUCGUAGAACACAAGCGUCUGCGCCACAAAAUCGCCAAUCCCAUCAACGGACACAAAGCACUAGCACUAUAUGUCAAACAUAUAGAGGACGUUGCGAUUAAUUCCUUGGAUGGAUGGGCUAGCAUGAACAAGCCAUUCGAGCUCUUCACAGAAAUGAAGAGGGCUAUCUUCAAGGUCAUGACGGACAUUUUCAUGGGUUCUGUUAGUGAUUCUACUUUCUCAACGACACAGAAUCUGUUUAAUGACUUUUUUCAAGGACUAGUUUCCAUGGCCAUUGAUAUCCCGGGGUUUGCUUUCCAUAAAGCAUUCAAGGCAAGAAAAGAGUUGGUGAAAAUCCUUCAAUCUAUCUUGGACAAAAAGAGGAUGACGGCUAAAAGUGAUGAUGAACACAAGGGAAAGAAAGAUAUGAUGGAUUUGCUAAUGGAGGUUGAGGAUGAGGAUGGUCAAAAAUUUGUAGAUGAGGAUAUCGUAGAUUUGAUGCUCGGUUUCUUCGCAGCUGGUUUUGGGAGCACGACAACUAGUACAUUAUGGGCAAUGGUACACCUAUCAGAACAUCCUGAAGCCCUAAAAAAAGCCAUGGAAGAACAAGAGGAGAUCAUGAAGAGAAGACCAUCUACCCAGAAAGGAUUGAACUUUCAGGAUAUUAAACAAAUGAAAUAUCUUGCUGCGGUAAUUGAUGAGAUGUUGCGCACAACAAAUCUCUUCGGGAUAUUCCGAGAGGCGAAAGUCGAUGUUAGCAUGAAUGGUCACACAAUACCAAAAGGAUGGAAAGUUUUGGUCUGGUUUGGAGUUGUUCACAUGGAUCCUAACAUUUAUGAAAACCCACAAGAUUUUAAUCCGUCAAGAUGGGAUAAGUUAAAAGCAGCCAAAGGAGGGACUUUCCUCCCCUUUGGAGCAGGAAGCAGAUCUUGUCCUGGAAGUGACCUGGCCAAGCUUGUCAUAACCAUUUUCCUUCAUUAUUUUCUCCUUAACUACAAGCUUAAGCGACUUAAUUCCGAAUCCCCGCUAAGUUUCACGGGGGGACUCAUGUUCAAAGACAACUGCCUCGCCAAAGUUACAAAGAUCCCAUAA